This is a messenger RNA of Talaromyces amestolkiae, 2589 nucleotides long. RefSeq lists its product as uncharacterized. The transcript has 8 exons. NCBI's taxonomy places the organism in Eukaryota, Fungi, Ascomycota, Eurotiomycetes, Eurotiales, Trichocomaceae. Bases 1 to 2589 code for a protein of 862 amino acids. Gene Ontology annotation, cellular component: nucleus; MCM complex. Gene Ontology annotation, biological process: double-strand break repair via break-induced replication; DNA strand elongation involved in DNA replication; DNA replication. The record is from RefSeq and is a predicted model, not a curated record. Gene Ontology annotation, molecular function: ATP binding; ATP hydrolysis activity; single-stranded DNA binding.
AUGAGCGAGUUUCAAUUACCAGAGGAUACUGCGGAGGAUCGCGUGUUGGCGGCCACCGAGUUUUUAGAUCCUACCGAUACCCGUGCUCGAAGUUACCGCGCGGAUAUCGUGUUGAUGCUCAAUAGGGGUUUUCGAAGAUUGACAGUCAGCAUCGAUGAGAUACGAUCGCACAAUCGAGACCUUGCACAAGGUCUCCUUAUGUCCCCGUUUGAAUACACGGAAGCAUUCAACAAAGCCCUGAAGAAUGUCAUCAAGACUCUUCCCAACCGGCCAGCACGGGAGACAGCCGAAGAUGUGAUGUAUUACUGCGCAUUCAUUGGCGCUUUUGGUGAAAACGCUUGCAAUCCCCGAACGCUUAGUUCCUCCCACCUCAAUCGCAUGAUAUCUUUCGAAGGUAUCGUCACAAAAUGCUCUCUCGUUCGACCGAAAAUCAUUCAGAGUGUUCACUAUAGCGAAAAGAAGAACAAAUUCUUUGCGAGAAAAUAUAGGGAUCAGACUAUGACAGCUAGUGGGGCCACAAGCUUGAACGUGUAUCCUCAAGAGGAUGAUGAGAAAAAUCCUCUCACUCUCGAGGACGGCUAUUGUACGUUCAUGGACCAUCAGACUAUUUCGAUCCAAGAAAUGCCCGAGAGAGCACCCGCUGGUCAAUUGCCCCGAGGAGUGGAUGUCAUCUUAGAUGAUGACUUGGUCGACCGCGCAAAACCUGGUGAUCGUAUCCAGUUGGUAGGAAUCUUCCGCUCUUUGGGAAACAGAGGCGCAGGAUCGGGUUCCUCGAUAUUUCGAACAGUCGUUCUUGCGAACAACAUUAUUCAACUAUCUUCAAAGUCUGGCGGCGGAAUCGCACAAGCUACCCUUACAGAUACCGAUAUCCGUAAUAUCAACAAGUGGGCGAAAAGCAAGAAGACCAAAAUUUUCAAUAUGUUGGCCCAAUCACUGGCUCCCUCUAUCUACGGGCACGAAUAUAUCAAGAAGGCCGUCUUGCUCAUGCUUUUGGGUGGUAUUGAGAAGAAUUUGGACAACGGCACCCAUCUUCGUGGUGACAUUAACAUUUUAAUGGUCGGCGAUCCAUCCACCGCCAAAUCACAAAUGCUACGUUUCGUCCUAAACACUGCGCCACUAGCAAUUGCCACUACUGGUCGAGGUUCAUCAGGUGUCGGUCUUACUGCAGCUGUGACCACUGACAAAGAGACUGGUGAACGAAGGCUUGAGGCCGGUGCUAUGGUUCUUGGCGAUCGCGGUGUUGUCUGUAUCGAUGAAUUCGACAAGAUGAGUGACGUUGACCGUGUUGCAAUCCACGAAGUCAUGGAACAGCAGACUGUCACAAUUGCUAAGGCAGGUAUUCACACGUCGUUGAACGCUAGAUGCAGUGUUAUUGCAGCUGCGAACCCAAUCUACGGCCAAUACGAUCCUCAUAAAGACCCUCACAAAAAUAUCGCUCUACCCGAUUCGCUGCUCUCUCGUUUUGAUUUACUAUUCAUUGUCACGGAUGACCCAGAAGACAAAGGUGACAGACUGGUUUCGGAACACGUACUGCGUCGACAUCGCUAUCGCCAGCCAGGUGCAGAAGAGGGUGUCCCGGUUCGCGAAGGAGCAACUCAGACUCUCGGCGUCGGAAUAGAAGAGUCUCAAGAUUCCAACCAACCCACAGAGCCCCUGGAGAAGUAUAAUGUCAUGUUACAUGCUGGCAUGGCAGCAACUAGCAAGAACGGCAAUGUCGAGGUGUUCAGUCUACCAUUUAUCAAAAAGUAUAUUCAAUAUGCAAAGACUAGAAUCAAGCCUGACUUGACCAAGGGGGCUGCAGAUCAUAUUAUUGCCACUUAUUCUGCGCUUCGAAAUGACGACCUCACUGGUAACCAAAGGAAGACGUCUCCCAUGACUGCCCGUACACUCGAAACACUGAUUCGUUUAUCCACUGCUCACGCCAAAGCUCGUUUGUCGAAUCGUGUGGAGGAGAAAGAUGCCAAAGAAGCCGAAGCUAUUCUACGAUUUGCUUUGUUCAAGGAAGUCGUUGAAGAUUCAAGAAAGAAGCGGCGCAAGGUGACCACCUUCGACUCCGACGAAGACUCAGAUGACGACUCAGAAGACGAGAGCGAGGAACCCUCAGAAUCUGCUUCAAGCAGACAACCCGGCAGGCGAGGCGGUCUCAGAUCUACUGGAACAGUUGACGAUUCAGCCCCCCUUGAGUCUGAAGCUCCUGAAAGCAGCUACAGAGAACAGCGACAAUCUAGCCGAGCCACACGACAGACACAUACUGAAUCCCAGAUGUCCGUUGCCUCGUCUCUUCCUGCUUCCCAGCUUCUCCAGUCGCAGACAGAUUCUCAGGCUAGCUCGGUUGCGCCCAUUCAACCGGCCCGACUAACCAUCUUCCGUCAAACUCUCGGACCCCUGAUGGGUCAAGUAUUCGCCAACGAAGACAGUGCGGAUCUGGAAGCCCUUAUUGGUGCAAUCAAUACCGCUAUCAGGGCAAACCAAAGCCUGGGUGAGCGUAACGUCUUCCAGAGGCAAGAAGCUAUCCAGGCUUUGAAGGCAAUGAAUGAGAGAAACGAGUUAAUGUUCCUUGAGGAAGACGAUACGGUCUACAGAAUCUAA